Molecule: messenger RNA, 1133 nt
Organism: Chaetomium fimeti
Lineage: Eukaryota; Fungi; Ascomycota; Sordariomycetes; Sordariales; Chaetomiaceae
Product: Caleosin related protein-domain-containing protein
Exons: 5
Coding region: 220-1017 (265 amino acids)
Molecular function (GO): calcium ion binding; monooxygenase activity
Source: RefSeq, a predicted model, not a curated record
AACCUUUGAAUACCCCUGAGCGGGGCACCUCGAUGGCAUGCCAGACUCUAUCCAUGACGUCAGGAACGCAAAUCAAAGCAUGGCAAUUGGCACAAGUAUCAUUCACACAUAACCAACGCCAGCACUCCAAAAGACCCCAAAGACACUGACAUCCCAUCCCCAGCACAGCAUUACCAACCCACCCAAACCCAGAACACGCCAAUAACACUUGCUGUCAACAUGAACAACUCCACCGCCUCAUCAACCCUCCCCUUCGACCACACCGUGCCCAACUGCCCCGCGACCUCCGAGCGCCAGCAGGCCACCGGCUCCGAUGCCUUCCUCGAAAAGCCGGGCAUCGCGCGUGCCAACCUCGCUGUCUCGGCAGAAGUGCCCGACGGCAGUCCCACGUCCAAGGGGGCGGCGAUGAGGGAUUACACGGUGUUGCAGCAGCAUGUGCUCUUCUGGGACCGGGACGGGGACAGCGAGAUCUACCCGUGGGAUACAUAUGUGGGGUUCCGGGACCUGGGGUUCAGCGUGCUGUUCUCGCUGCUCGCUGUGGUGAUUAUCAACGUGAACUUCUCGUAUCCGACGCGGUUGGCGGUGUCGUGGUGGCCUGAUCUGUGGUUCCGCGUGUAUGUGGGCUCGAUCCACAAGGCGAAGCAUGGCUCCGACUCGGGCACAUACGACAAGGAGGGACGGUUCGUGCCGCAGAUGUUUGAGGACGUGUUCGCCAAGUGGGAUGUCCAUGGGGCUGGGUCGUUGUCGGCUGGCGAGCUGUGGCAUAUGAUCAAGGGGCAUCGGUUAGCUGCUGACCCGUUCGGGUGGGGAGCGGCCAUCUUUGAGUUUGGCACCACCUGGCUGCUACUGCAGAAGGAUGGGCGCGUGUCGAAGGAGGAUCUUCGGCAGACAUACGACGGGACAAUCUUUUGGAGAAUCAAGGAAGCUAGGGAGCGGGGCAAAGGAUGGAACAAAGGCUUCGGCCUCCGCGACCUUCUGCAGCUUGGCCAGCGCCAACUCAAGGCCCGUGUUGCGUAGAAAGGAAGGAUCACGGGCAGUAUUGCAAAAGAAGAGGGCCGAACACACGGUAAAAGUGCUCAUGUGGUUUAUGCAUUGCCCAGUGACGUUCCUAAAUACGUACAUAUUUAAGGAUC